CCGUCCACUUUCCAUCUCUAUUCCCAGAGAAGCGGGUCUCUCCCGUCCACUUUCCAUCUCUAUUUAAAUCCACCGUUUCCGAAAGCAAACCCCAUCUCUCUCUCUACACAAUAACAACAAAAUUGUCAAAUGGCUCCAACGCCAUCGCUCGCCGGACUCCAGGUCGAGACGACUGCGUUUCCACCGUCCGUCAAACCUCCGGGCUCCUCCAACACUCUGUUCCUCGGAGGCGCAGGGGUGAGGGGGCUGGAGAUUCAGGGGAACUUCGUGAAGUUCACGGCGAUCGGAGUGUACUUGGAGGAAAACGCCGUGCCUCUGCUCGCCGUUAAGUGGAAGGGUAAGACGGCCGAGGAGUUGACGGAGUCCGUUGAGUUCUUCAGGGACAUCGUUACAGGUCCGUUUGAGAAAUUCAUUCAAGUGACAACGAUACUGCCACUCACAGGCCAGCAAUACUCUGACAAAGUUUCGGAGAAUUGCGUUGCCUUUUGGAAGUCAAUCGGAAUUUACACUGAUGCAGAAGGCAAAGCCAUUGAAAAGUUCCUUGAGGUCUUCAAAGAUCAAAACUUCCCACCCGGCGCCUCCAUUCUUUUCACGCAAUCUCCCAAAGGAUCACUAACGAUUAGCUUCUCUAGAGAUGCAUCUGUACCUGAAGCUGCAAACACGGUGAUAGAAAACAAACUACUUUCCGAGGCAGUUCUAGAGUCGAUCGUUGGAAAGCACGGUGUUUCUCCUGCAGCAAAGCAAAGUUUGGCCGCGAGGUUAUCUGAAUUGUUGAAUGGGUGCAAGGAAUCUUAUCGUGCUGAAGCCGGAAAUGAAAAAGUGGAGGCAUGAAAACUGAGAGGAGAAAUAAAACUUGAGAGGGAUUCCUGUUCUGUGCUUAGUGAAUUAUUUACAUACAAUCUAUGAAGCUAUAGGAAAGUGCUAUGUCUUAUUUAAUUUAAAGAAAAAUGAUCAUGUUUUAUGAGGAAUAUUAGUGUUGUUUUGUUAUGUUUAAUUCAAAUCAACAAAUAUGGAUGUCGAUUGGUAAAUA
Messenger RNA from Malus domestica (apple), 1030 nucleotides. RefSeq names its product chalcone--flavanone isomerase. The record is from RefSeq and is a predicted model, not a curated record. Lineage: Eukaryota; Viridiplantae; Streptophyta; Magnoliopsida; Rosales; Rosaceae. Gene Ontology annotation, biological process: flavonoid biosynthetic process. Gene Ontology annotation, molecular function: chalcone isomerase activity.